This is a messenger RNA of Medioppia subpectinata, 726 nucleotides long. Lineage: Eukaryota; Metazoa; Arthropoda; Arachnida; Sarcoptiformes; Oppiidae. The record is from the annotation of a GenBank genome assembly.
CUCACGUACGCCACUCUCACACACACUGAGACACCAAACGGCAAACAAUGGCAACAUUAGGUCAACGCUAUAUAUGAACGGCCCCUACAAUACUGUCACGUUAUUUGUGUGCAGUCUGUGUGAAAAGUGUGUUUCCUUUUCCUCUUUGGUCUAAUAUAUGGUGUUUUUUGUCACGUUUUGAUCCAUAGUUUGACCAUUUCUUGGACACAAUGGCUGAUCAGACCGAAAGGGCGUUUCAGAAACAGCCGACCAUUAAUCUGAACCGAAAGCCUGUAAUCGGCAAACAAAAAGUCCGCAAAACAUUGCGUUAUGUCCGCAAUGUUGGCCUCGGAUUCAAGACUCCCCGAGAGGCUAUCGAAGGCACGUAUAUCGACAAGAAGUGUCCCUUCACUGGAAACGUUGCCAUCAGAGGACGUAUCCUAAGAGGAGUUGUGGUGAAGAUGAAAAUGCAGAGAACUAUUGUCAUCCGAAGAGAUUAUCUUCACUUCAUUAAGAAAUACAACCGAUUCGAGAAACGGCACCGAAACAUGUCAGUCCAUUUGUCGCCAUGUUUUAGAGACGUAGCGCUGGGAGAUUGGGUGACGAUCGGAGAGUGCCGUCCGCUGAGCAAAACGGUUCGCUUUAAUGUGUUAAAAGUGAUCAAAAGCGCCAGCGCUAAGAAGUCUUUCCAAAAGUUUUGAUUCAAUUAUUCAUUUUUGAAAAUAAAUUAAAAGUUUUGAUUUAAGA